AAGGUCUGAUCACAUUUGUGAUGAAGCGUCGAAUUCCCUACCUACUCACCCCGGAUCUACCACAACAGAUCUUUAUACCAUAAAUAGCCAAAUACGCGCAAUCUUAACUUUUCGCAUAUCUGAAUUGAGGAAGUGAAACGCGAUCUUUCUUGAUUUUAACGAAUUAAAUGGGGCAGUUGUCGAUCUUGGCGCCACCGGGAUCCACAUUCGCAGUUGAGGUUUGAAACAUCUCAUUGUUAGUGCCUACACAACUCGUUUCAUGCUCUCUGGGCACUCGAGUUGGGAUGAAGAUGGAGGGGCACGCGGUUGAUCUUAAGGCUAUUACAUCUGCAGAGGAUGUUUCUUCCUCUUCUGCGAGAUUCUACACUUGCUUUGCUGUUGGAAACUACAUACGCAGCUGUGAUUUCCAGGUCGCUUCACUUCACUUCCGGUCUUGGGCUGCGCCCUCACUAUUUACCAUCGACGGCAGGUCCUAAUUUGAUAGAAUUUAUCUUCUUAUCGGUUGGCUUGAAUCAAUAUCCCCCUUUUACCAAUCUUUAGAUUGUCGAGGUUCUAAUAGUGUCGCACAACUAUCAUGGGGAGCCCACUGUAUCGAAGGCGUGCUCGUGCAAAUGACUUAAGAAUAGUUGUCCGCGAAGACGUCCCGAAGAUCCCAGAAGACCCAGACCUAUCUGGUUCUGGUGGUGACGGCGGACCAGACUCACCUUCGCCGAUAUCUCCCAGCUUCCCGUCUCCUCUGAUAGGAAGUUCUACACCUUCACAGCAGCCGACGGUAACAUCGUCAAAACAGAUUCCAUCGCCGACGGAGACAUCGUCAGCACAGAUUCCAUCAGCGACUACCAGCUCAGCCUCUUCACGGCGGACGAAGUUGAGUUCGAGCACUAGCACUAGCGUGCCAGUUAUUCCAGCGUCCUCGUUUAGUGCCAGCAUUACGCAAAAUGCGGAAGCGCAGAACACUGAUGUUACUCAAGCGCAAGUAAGUCAGCAAGGGGCUAGUGCACCUGGUCUAGGCACAGGAGGAACUAUAGCGUUCGGUACAAUUGGAAUUGUAGUCAUUAUAGCAGCCCUAGGUGUUUUCAUAUGGAGGUGUCGGCGACGUCAUAACCGUGAAAGCAGAGGCCUCUUACCCGAAUCCAUGACAGCCUCCGGCUACGAGAAGAUGGAAGAACCUAGACGUCCGAUUACAGCAGACUAUGCGUCAUCAAGAGGCGCUCCGUCAAGAAAUACGCCAUCAAGAAUGAUGGAUAAUCUCAUGAGAGCGGCGUAUGCCGCCGAAGACGGAAGUUCCUCACAAUAUAGUGUGUAUGUGGACGGGAGACGACAAUCCAGCGGAUCUGCGUAUCCCCCAGAUCCGAGGCAGCCUAUGUCUAUGAGACAGUCAAGUGCUUCAAUGCCACAACCUCGAGACGGCAGUGCCACAAACUCAGUAUACGUGAACCAACUCCUUUCUGGGUAUUAUCACGGUCAAAGGGAGGAUGGGCUUACCGUUCCCCCUAACGCGAGGAUGCCACCACCAGCGGCUCCUUCAAUAGCUGGGCAAACGGAAGUCACAGCUACGUCCGAAAGCACGUGGAGGACAUGGGGUUGGUCGCAACCAAAACCACAAGUUACCAAAGAGGGUUGGAUUGACAAGUGUGUUCGCCUUGGAGGAUUGAGAUGAAUUGAGCCCGCUUGAACAAGUUCGUAACGCAGAUUUGGACCUUUGAUCAAGUGUGACAGAUGUUGAAGCGAAAUAUUGUGAGAUCCGUAUUUUCAGUCACUACCGUAUAAUGUUGCGAGAUACCAUUACGUUCGAGAGCGCAGUAAAUAUAUGAUACCAAUUAUACCUAUGUCAAAGAUGAUUAUAUAAUCGAUAUUUGAGUGUUGGAACUUGAAUGCAGGUGGUUAUUUUAAGAUCGGGAAGCGGCAGUCAGCCAUACGAGAGUCGUAAUUCAUGAACACAU
Messenger RNA from Annulohypoxylon truncatum, 1943 nucleotides. RefSeq lists its product as uncharacterized. NCBI's taxonomy places the organism in Eukaryota, Fungi, Ascomycota, Sordariomycetes, Xylariales, Hypoxylaceae. The transcript has 3 exons. Bases 575 to 1660 code for a protein of 361 amino acids. The record is from RefSeq and is a predicted model, not a curated record.